Messenger RNA from Penicillium odoratum, 2688 nucleotides. RefSeq lists its product as uncharacterized. The transcript is spliced from 3 exons. Gene Ontology annotation, molecular function: calcium-activated cation channel activity. Bases 1 to 2688 code for a protein of 895 amino acids. Gene Ontology annotation, cellular component: plasma membrane. The record is from RefSeq and is a predicted model, not a curated record. NCBI's taxonomy places the organism in Eukaryota, Fungi, Ascomycota, Eurotiomycetes, Eurotiales, Aspergillaceae.
AUGGUGGAUUACACUGGUACUGUUGACCAGCUGGUCGCUCGUUCUUCGAGCGACCCAAGUGCCACCUCGAGUUCCGCGUCUGCGCUCGUGACCACCCUGGUCCCCUCCUUGAUCUCGUUUGUUGUCAUGGUUCUGCUCUUCAUCAUCCUUCGCAAGAGGGAGCACCGCAUGUACAUGCCCCGUACAUACAUUGGAUACCUCAAGGACUGGCAGCGCACUCCCGAUACCCCGACCGGCUUCUGGAACUGGGUCAAUUCCAUGUACCAAUUGCCCGAUACCUACGUUUUGCAGCACCACUCCCUGGACGCCUAUCUCCUCCUGCGCUUCCUGAAGAUUGCCGCCUUAAUCAUGUUUGUCGGUUGUGUUAUUACGUGGCCCAUUCUGUUUCCCGUUAAUGCGACUGGUGGUGGCGGACAGUCCCAAUUGGAUCUGCUGAGCAUGUCCAACGUGUCUAGUAAUCAGUAUGGACGCUACUUCGCACACUGCUUCCUCGCUUGGAUCUUCGUCGGUUUCAUCUUCAUUAUGAUUACCCGUGAGCACGUCUUCUUUAUCAACCUCCGCCAGGCAUACUUGUACUCUCCCGCCUACGCUAGCCGUAUCUCCUCUCGCACUGUGCUUUUCUCCGCUGUCUCUGAGAAUUACCUCAGCAAGGACAAGAUCCGCGCCAUCUGGGGUGCCGAGAAGGUCAAGAAUGUCUGGCUUGCCACUGAUACUAGUGAACUGGAGGACAAGGUCAAGGAGCGUGAUGCUGCUGCCAUGAAGCUCGAGGGCGCCGAGACCAAGCUCAUUGUGACUGCCAACAAGAACCGUACCAAGGCCCUGAAGAAGCAGGGUAUCCCCGAGGAUGGUAACGCCGAUGAACCUAUCGGUGAGUUCGAUGACGAGUCUGGCUCCGUUGCUGCUCGUUGGGUUGAGGCCAAGGAUCGCCCGACUCACCGUCUCAAGAUGUUGAUCGGCGAGAAGGUUGACACUAUCAACUGGGCUCGUUCUGAGAUUGAGCGUCUUUCCCCCGAGAUUGAGGAGCUGCAGGCCAAGCACCGUGCUGGUGAUGCUAAGCUGAUCACUUCCGUCUUUGUGGAAUUCUACCAGCAGUCUGACGCCCAGGGUGCCUACCAGUCGGUUACCCACAACCUCCCUCUCCACAUGUCUCCCCGUUACAUUGGUCUGGACCCUACCCAGGUGCUCUGGGGCAACCUCCGCAUCAAGUGGUGGGAGCGUGUUAUCCGUCACGGUGCUACCACUGCAUUUGUCAUCGCGUUGAUCAUCUUCUGGGCCAUCCCAGUUGCUGUGGUUGGUUGUAUCUCCAACAUUAACUUCAUCGUUGCCAAGGUUCCCUUCCUGGGAUUCAUCAAUGAUGUUCCUAGCGUCAUUCGUGGUGUGAUUACUGGUCUGUUGCCCUCUGUCAUGUUGGCUGUUCUUAUGGCCUUGGUCCCGAUCAUUAUGCGUAUCAUGGCCAAGAUCGGCGGUGCUCCCAGUCAGGCGUCUGUUGAGUUGACUACCCAGAACUACUACUUCGCCUUCCAGGUUGUCCAGGUCUUCCUGGUGACCACUAUUGCCUCCGCUGCUACUAGUGUCGUCACCGAAAUUAUCAACAAGCCCUCUUCCGCCGCCAGCUUGCUUGCCAACAACAUUCCCCGUGCCUCCAACUUCUACGUGUCGUACAUCAUCCUGCAGGGCCUAUCCUUCAGCGCUGGUGCUCUGCUGCAGAUUAGUGGACUGAUCGUUGGCAAGAUCCUGGGUAGACUCCUGGACUCGACUCCUCGCAAGAUGUACAAGCGUUGGUCCAACCUGUCUGGUCUCACUUGGGGCACUGUUUACCCCGUGUUCACUAUGCUCACUACUAUUGGUAUCAUCUACUCCUGUAUUGCCCCAUUGGUUAUGGGAUUCGCGUGUAUUGGCCUGUACUUGUUCUACUUCGCCUACCGCUACAACGUCCUGUACGUGUCGAAUGCUACCAUCGACACUCAGGGCAAGGCCUAUACUCGUGCUCUGCAGCACCUCACCGUUGGUGUCUACAUUCUGGAGGUUUGCUUGAUCGGUCUGUUCGCCAUGGCCAGUGGCUCUAACCAGAUCGCCGUCGGUCCUUUGAUCCUCAUGAUUAUCUGCCUGGUCACCUCCAUCCUGUACCACAUGUCGAUGAACAGCGCCAUGGAGCCCCUUAUCCACUACCUACCCAAGAACCUUGAGCAUGAGGAGGAGGCUCUCCUGGCCUUGGACCGCAAUGGACUGGGCUCUGUCGAUUCGACCAACGGUGUUGUUGCCGAGAAGGAGCAGAAUGAUGUUGCCAAUGUUGACAGCGGCGUUGGCAACGUUGACUCUGCCGAGAAGGGUCUGUCUGAUGAUGCGACUACCACUCCUCCCAAGGCGAACUUCUUCGUGCGCUGGGCUCGUCCUGACAAGUAUGCCGACUACGCCACCCUGCGGCGCCUAGUGCCCAACCCGCUCGACAUCCAGUCCUACCCCGAGGACGCUGAGCGUGAUGCUUACUGCCACCCCUCCGUCAAUGCCCAGCCCCCUCUCCUCUGGAUUCCUCGUGAUCCCCUCGGCAUCAGUAAGCAGGAGGUUGCCCACACCAGCCGUGUUAUUGGUAUCACCGACGAGGAGUCCUGGCUCGACGAGAAGAACAAGAUCCAAUGGAAUGUGGAGAAGGGCCAGCCCCCGAUCUACGAGGAGAAGAUUCCCUUCUAA